GUAAAUUUUAAUUUUGAUUUUAUUUCAUUUAAAUUUGUAUGGAAAUUACUUUAAUGUGAUGAUCCUUGCAAGAGCUAUAAUUCAUACGUAAGAUGAAUUAUAGUCAAUUCAUUGAUUCAUUAACGUCGUCUCACCGUAGUUUGUUAUCCAAAUUAACAUCAGAUGGCCCAGAACAGCCACCAGGUUACCUAUAUAAUGAAUUAGUUGAAUAUAUACGAAAAGAUUUGUCAAAACUAAACGAAAUUGAAGAUUAUCUAAUUAAAAAGAUAACCCGAAGAGAACCUUAUAUUAAAGUAAAGUGUUUAAAAUUAUUAAAGCAUUUGUGUAUUAAAUUUCCUGAAGAUUUCAUAAGGCCGAAAAUUACUCAGUCUCAGCAGAUUCUUGAGUGCAAAAACUAUAGAGCUCCUUACUCCGAUUUCAAGUCCGAACAAUUAACAAAAUCAGUUAGGUCUGAGUUUGAAGAUCUCAUCAAGGUUGUUUGUUCGUACGAUUCUUCUUCAAAUAAUAGUUUCGGAUCAUCGGAAGAUAAGAUGGUUGGGUUCGGUAACAAGGAUUACAGUCAAUACAGCCAGCCUUCCAAUUAUAAUUCUGGUAAUUUCGGAUAUGGCUCAAAUCCUCCAAAUCAGUAUAAUCCGCAGUCUUCCAGAGGCAUGGGCGGAUAUGGAAACACCUCAAUGAUGGGAUUUGGAAACCCAAAUAUGCCCAAAACUCAACCUAGUCAGACCAGCUCUUUCUCUAUACCAAGUAGCCUUGCACCCACAGUUUCAGAGCUGAAAAACGCUGGAAACAGCGCCCUGAAGAUGAUUAGCCAUGCAGCAAAUAAGUACCUGCCAUCAGAUUUCGUUGAGAAGAUCGAGAAGGUAGGAAACGUAAUCUCAACUACAGCAACUGAGCAGUUUGAAAAGUACCUUGGAAACAAAACAUCACUAGGAAGAAGUAACUCAGCCAACUUAAAUAACUCAAUGUACAAUAGUAGGACUCAGUCAAAUUGUUCUAGCGGAUACGGCAGCGGAUUUGGCUAUAACUCCAAUCGGUCCAACGGUCCCCCAAUUUCUACCUAUAACCCCGGAGGAUAUUAUCCCCCUUCAUAUAAUUCUAGGCAGCCCAGUAGCGCUCGAUCUCCAAGUCAAGCUUUUGUUGCCUUUUCAAACCAGUCAAGUGUUAACACAGUUUUACAUAGUGUAUCAAGUGGUUCUUUCUCAAAUGCAAGUUCUUUAUCAGCCGUUAAUCCCUCAAGUGUACCAUCACUAGAUUUAUUCGGCAAUCAACAAUCCACGUCCUUUUCUAAUCCCGUUUCUUCACCCGCAUCUAAAGACAAGUUUACUCUUCCAGGAGAAGUGGAGUCAGCAUUCGUGAAGGAAAUGCUAACAUUUACUGGAAUAAAGGUGUCACCAUCACCCAGGUUAAUAGAGGAGUAUAUGGAAAGACUGAACCAUAUGGAUAAGGGUUUGGUGGUUGAUGAGCUCCUAAAGCAUCUGAAUGUCAGGUCCUCAAAGUGGCAGUACCACUUUAGGAUUCUAUGCAUUCUAGAGUCACUUGUUCUUAAGGGUAACUUGGACCAAAAGACCCUAAAUCACCUCGGAACAACAGCGGUGCCUAUCUUUGAGAAGUGUAAAGCUGAGACUCAACUUUCAAACAAAGCCUCAAAACUAAUUAAUCUGCUAACCACAGGCGGGAAUCUUGUUGAAAACAAAGUUACCGGUGGACCUAACAUCGAACCCUUGCUUAAAACUGACUCCUAUGAUAAAGAUACUCUCGUUUCAGAUGUUUCAGACGUGUUUAAGAAUGAUGCAAUGGGCUUGUUUACAGACAAAACAGGAUCAUUUUCAAAUGUAAGUCAAGGUGAUUUGAGUCCUAAAAAGGCUAAUUUUGAAACAUCCCAGUCCAAGGUGAAUGAGUUCGACUUAUUUUUUAACACUUCUGAUACCAAGUCAAGUCUUAAAUCAUCGGAUUCAGCCAGCUUUGGUCUGACUGCUCCAACCUCAAACUUGUCAAAUCAGGAACUCAAUAAUGACCUGUUGGGACUCGACCUUUCAUUAGACAAGCCAAAGCCAAACUUAAAACCCGAUAACUCAACCCUAAAUCCUACUGUCAGCAACAUUGAUAACAAUCUGGACCUGUUUGAUAACGUCGAUCUCUCAAACAUCCUGGACAAGAAAACAGACUCUUUCGACUUUUUGAAAAACAAUAAACAAGAUAACUUCGAUCUAAUAUAGUAAAAUUUAUA
Molecule: messenger RNA, 2227 nt
Organism: Theileria parva strain Muguga
Lineage: Eukaryota; Apicomplexa; Aconoidasida; Piroplasmida; Theileriidae
Product: ENTH domain protein
Exons: 2
Coding region: 93-2216 (707 amino acids)
Cellular component (GO): trans-Golgi network membrane
Source: RefSeq, a predicted model, not a curated record